UAUUUAGAUACUAUUUUAUCAUCAGCUCAAUUUGCGAUACCUUUUUUAUAAAUACAGUAAAAGCGGAACAGGAACUAUAGUCUGUAGCACUCCCAAUAUAUGCCAGUAUUGCCUGUAAUCUUAGACUAGUGGAGAGUACUUUUAAACUAAACAUCUAGCUCUUAAAACACACAUUUUAAAUGCAAAGACCUCUUAAAUAUUCCUAGUGCUACGAAAUACUAAGCCAUAGGCGCAGAUCAGUGACAACUAUAUAUAGAUCGUAUAUAUACAUAUGUUGUCGAAGACUUAUUGUACUUACAUUAAUGGAGAGAAAUUGUAUACGAUUUAAUUUGACAUUGAUAUAAAUAAUAAAAUGGCAUUUGGCUCUACGAACCCAUUUCAAAAAAGGUUUUAUUCCGCCUAGAUCAGCACGGCGAGCACCAUGGCCGAUUACUUCGAUGAGCUGGGACAUACGCCCACGGGACCGGAGGGCGCUAACGAUUUCGAUCGAAACUAUCGACGUCUUCAGGUCCUGGCCAUAAUGAAUGGCAUCGAUAUGGAGAUCGAAGUGCCGGAGGCAUCGAAGAGAGCUAUAGACGCGCUGCCCAUCCAUGAAAUUGCAGCCGACGAGGUGAAGCCAGAUUUCGAGUGUUCCGUCUGCAAGGAGCCGGCCGAAGCUGGCGCCAAAUUCAAAGUUUUGCCAUGCAAACAUGAGUUCCACGAGGAAUGCAUUUUGCUGUGGUUAAAGAAGGCCAAUUCAUGUCCCAUUUGCCGUUAUAUCUUUGAAACGGACGAUGAGGUAUACGAGGAGCUGCGACGUUUCCAGCAGGACGAGCCCAAUCGACGGCUGCGCCAAGAUAAUUUGAUGGACUCCAUGUUUGGCUAAAAAAAAAUAAUGUACACAUUUAUUAAAUAAUUUUCAAUGGUUUUGGUUUGAAUUUGGUGUCGUGUAAAAUGCAAUAAAAUAUAAAAGGAACUUAAAA
Molecule: messenger RNA, 962 nt
Organism: Drosophila mojavensis
Lineage: Eukaryota; Metazoa; Arthropoda; Insecta; Diptera; Drosophilidae
Product: E3 ubiquitin-protein ligase RNF181 homolog
Exons: 4
Coding region: 422-865 (147 amino acids)
Source: RefSeq, a predicted model, not a curated record